AACCCUUCCGUGUAAAGCUUCCGUGAGCGGGGCUCGUUAACCUGUUACUGACGCCGCUUCAGCUUGAGGGCGGCGGCGCGGCGGCUGCGGUCAUGUUGAGCGCCUUGGUCUGCGGAGCUGUGGCGUUUCCCGGGCUUUUCUACAGCUUCAGGAGAGUGCUCAAACACACUCUGACACAGUGGAGUGAUGCCGACGUGAUUACUGUCAGUGAGAGGCUGGUCUCAGCCAUCCAUGCGUCUCUGGCUACUGCAGCUGGAGCCACAAUUGUGACAUCCUGCAGGGACACCAUGACCGACAGUCACUGGCUGGCGGACGGGUUUGUUUGGUUCGGAGCUCCCUACAUGGCCCACGAUAUCUACGCCAUGUAUCUGAGCCACUACCACACUCGGAGGGUCAGAGGAGGUGAGACCGGCGGCCACUCUCUUCAGACGGUGAAGGCUUUCCUCAUGAAGGACAAGAUGCUGGUCCUCCAUCACUUGGUGCUGCUUCUCAUUUUCAUGCCCAUCACUGUGUUCUUCAGAAGAGGACUGGGAGAUUUCUUCGUCGGCUGCCUGUUCAUGACAGAGUUCAGCACUCCUUUCGUCUCCAUAGGGAAGAUUCUCAUCCAGCUGGGCCUCGAUGACAGCAGGCUGCACAGGAUCAACGGCGUCGUCGUCCUCUUGACUUUCUUCAUGUGUCGGAUCCUGGUCUUCCCCUUCAUGUACUGGAUGUACGGCCGGCAGUUUGGGAUUCCCCUGCACAGAGUGGUCUUCCAUCUGCCGCUGCAGUGCAACGUGGGUAAUCUGGCGAUCCUGGCUCCGCAGAUCUACUGGUUUCUCCUGCUGCUGAGGAAAGCUCACAGACUGUACCUGCGACAGAAGAGAGGGAAGGGAGACAAAGACAGGCCAAAGACAGACUGAAGAGUCCAGCUGUGAAUGAAAGAGUGGUUUGACACAGAAGCUGAGCACAUGACAGAGUAUGAGAGCCACUGUGAGGAUAAGAGAAUAAUAAUAAUUCAUGAUAUUUUGUGAAAUAAGUUGUAAUUGUAUGAGAAAACGGGUCAUUACUUUAUAUAAAAAGAGUGACAUAUUGCACUAUUCAGAGUCAUUUUUCUUAGAAAUGUUUGGACUUUUGUUUCUUUAAAACUCAGGAAAUCUUUUUUUUUUGUAAAUUCUUAAUUUUGUCAGAAUAUUCUGACUUUUUUCCUAAAAACUUUAUUUGUGGCCUUAAUACAUCAUCAUGCAGAGUCCUCACACAGUAUGAGUGUUUGUUGUGCACUAUAUUGUAUCUUUUGUGUGAAUUCUUCCAGUUGUUACAUUGUUAAAUCUUUACUAUUUUCAGAGAAUAUGUUUGUGUCGACUUUUUAAUGAAUAAACUAAUAAAAAUGACAUUGACA
Messenger RNA from Larimichthys crocea (large yellow croaker), 1375 nucleotides. RefSeq names its product protein FAM57A. The transcript has 6 exons. The record is from RefSeq and is a predicted model, not a curated record. The coding region runs from base 93 to 899 and encodes 268 amino acids. Gene Ontology annotation, biological process: lipid homeostasis. NCBI's taxonomy places the organism in Eukaryota, Metazoa, Chordata, Actinopteri, Sciaenidae. Gene Ontology annotation, cellular component: membrane; endoplasmic reticulum.